This is a messenger RNA of Telopea speciosissima, 3338 nucleotides long. RefSeq names its product poly [ADP-ribose] polymerase 1. Gene Ontology annotation, molecular function: NAD binding; zinc ion binding; NAD+ poly-ADP-ribosyltransferase activity. The record is from RefSeq and is a predicted model, not a curated record. NCBI's taxonomy places the organism in Eukaryota, Viridiplantae, Streptophyta, Magnoliopsida, Proteales, Proteaceae. Gene Ontology annotation, cellular component: nucleus. The coding region runs from base 91 to 3087 and encodes 998 amino acids. The transcript is spliced from 21 exons.
AUACUGUAUAUGUGCAUCAGCUAGAGAGCGGGAGUGAGAGAAAGAGAAGAGAGUGGUGACCAAUAGGGAAAAACCGCCCAAGUUGAGGAAAUGGCGACACAGCCAAAGCCAUGGAAGGCGGAAUAUGCCAAGUCGUCGAGGUCUUCCUGCAAAUCAUGCAAGAAUACCAUCGAAAAGGAGACGUUUAGAUUGGGGAAAAUGGUCCAGGCUACCCAAUUCGAUGGCUUCAUGCCUAUGUGGCAUCACAGUCAUUGCAUACUAAAGAAAGCAAACCAGAUCAAAAGCCUUGAUGAUGUUGAAGGCAUAGACUUGCUUCGAUGGGAAGAUCAGCAGAAAAUAAGAAAGUACUUAGAGGGUGGUGCUACAUCCAGUACUACUGGAGGUGGUGGUGAUGAAUAUGGCGUGGAAGUUUCUCAGACUUCUCGUGCAACUUGCAAGCGCUGCAACCAGAAGAUUACAAAAGGAGAAUUGCGGAUAUCAACCAAGCCUGAUGGACAAGGUAUGAGGGGGCUGACAUGGCAACAUGCUAACUGUUUUAUGGAAACUUUCCCAUCUAUUGAAGUAGAGAAGUUGUCAGGGUGGGAUAAGCUUUCAUUUUCUGACCAAGAAGCUCUUCGUGCACUGAUUAAAAGGGAUGCAUCUGCUGCCAAAAAGGUUUCUAAAGAUGUGGUGGACGAGGAUAAAAAACUAGCGCAAUCUUCUACUUCCAGAGGUGGCACUAAACGUAAAAAAUAUGAUAGCAAUGAUCAGAAGUCAAAAAUCCUUAAAGUUGGAGAAGAUGUUUCCUUGGGCAGCCGCUCAACUGAAAGCAACAACACUGAGUUGGGGAAUCAAAAUUCAAAAACUUUUGAUCUAGAAAGUAAGUUGGAGGCUCAAAGUAAAGCAUUGUGGGCUAUAAAAGAUGAACUUAAAAAACAUGUUACGACAUCGGAGCUGCGAGCAAUGCUUGAAAUCAAUGGUCAAGAUUCAACAGGAUCGGAACUUGAUUUGCGAGAUUGUUGCGUUGAUGGAAUGAUGUUUGGAGCACUGGAUGGCUGCCCUAUUUGUUCUGGUUCUCUGCGCUACUCUGGAGGUGAGUACCGUUGCCAUGGCUAUCUAUCAGCAUGGAGCAAGUGUUCUUAUUCAACUGCUGAACCCAAGCGUAAGAAGGGUAAGUGGGAAAUACCCGAAGGAACCGACAAUCAAUAUCUUUGCAAGUGGUUCAAAUCACAAAAGGGAAAGAAACCUGUUCGGCUUCUGCCUCCACCAUCCAACAAAUCUUCUGGAAGUCAACCUGCCAAUGGCCUUGCUGGUUCAACAAAAGGAGAAAUGUUGGAGGACUUGAAAGUUGCUAUCGCUGGAAUAUCUAAGGAAUCCAUAGAGGAAAUGAAGAGCAAAUUUGUGGAAGCAGGUGGACUGAUCCAUGCAAAGAUCAAGAAAGACACAAACUGCUUGGUUGUGAGUGGCGGGCUGAAUGAUCAGGAUCCUGAGAUCCGAAAAGCAAGGAGGAUGAAAUUACCCAUUGUGAGGGAGGAUUAUCUGGUUGAUUGCCUUAAAAGGAAGAAGAAGCUUCCAUUUGAUCAGUACAAAAUUGAAGCUACUGGAGAGGCUUCAAGCAUGGUUACUGUGAAAGUCAAAGGGCAUAGUGCUGUACAUGAAGCUUCCGGUCUGCAGGAUUGUGGGCACAUCCUUGAGGAUGGGAAGAGCAUCUAUAAUACAACCUUAAACAUGUCUGACUUGUCUACCGGGAUUAACAGUUAUUAUAUCCUUCAAAUCAUUGAAGAGGACAAAGGAUCAGAAUGUUAUGUUUUCCGUAAGUGGGGCCGUGUUGGUAAUGAUAAAAUUGGUGGAAGCAAACUAGAAGAGAUGGCAAAGUCAGAGGCAAUCAAGGAAUUCAAACGUUUAUUCUUGGAGAAGACUGGGAAUACUUGGGAAGCAUGGGAACUGAAGGAAAAUUUCCAGAAACAACCUGGAAGAUUCUUUCCAUUAGACAUUGAUUAUGGUGUAAACAAACAAGUGUCGAAGAAGAAAAGUUCUAAUGAAGGAAAUAGUCAACUUGCUUCUCCUUUGGUAGAACUUAUGAAAAUGCUCUUCAAUGUGGAAACAUACAGGGCUGCCAUGAUGGAAUUUGAGAUCAAUAUGUCAGAAAUGCCACUUGGAAAGCUAAGCAAAAGUAACAUCCAGAAAGGUUUUGAGGCAUUAACAGAGAUACAGAAUCUAUUAGAAAGUAGUAACCAUGAUCCUUUUAAAGAGAGCAUACUCAUUGAUGCAAGCAAUCGCUUUUUUACGGUGAUCCCUUCAAUUCAUCCACAUGUCAUCAGGGAUGAAGAUGACUUUAAGUCAAAGGUGAAAAUGUUAGAAGCACUUCAAGAUAUUGAAAUAGCUUCCAGACUAGUUGGCUUUGAUGUUGAUAAUGAUGAGUCUCUCGAUGAGAAAUAUAUGAAGCUUAGGUGCAAUAUUACUCCACUGCCUCACGAUAGUGAAGAUUAUUGGUUGGUUGAAAAAUAUCUACUCACUACUCAUGCAUCAACACACAAGGAUUGGACCCUUGAACUGGAAGAUGUUUUUACGCUUGAAAGAGAAGGAGAAUUUGAUAAGUAUGCACCCUACAGAGAGAAACUUCAAAAUAAAAUGCUCUUGUGGCAUGGUUCCCGGCUGACAAAUUUUGUGGGUAUCCUUAGCCAAGGACUGCGAAUAGCACCCCCAGAAGCUCCUGCAACUGGCUAUAUGUUUGGCAAAGGGAUUUACUUCGCUGACCUGGUGAGCAAAAGCGCUCAGUACUGCUUUACUGAUAGAAAAAAUCCAGUUGGUUUAAUGCUUCUGAGUGAAGUGGCUUUGGGAGAGGUCUACAAACUCAAGAAAGCAUCGUAUAUUGAGAAACCUCCACAAGGAAAGCAUUCAACCAAGGGACUUGGCAAGAUGAAACCUCAGGAAUCAGAUUAUGUGAAAUGGCGAGAUGAAGUGGUUGUACCUUGUGGGAAACCUGUCCCAUCGAACGUCAAGUCUUCUGAGCUAAUGUAUAACGAAUAUAUUGUCUAUGAUACAUCUCAGGUUAAGCUGCAGUUCUUGUUGAAGGUGAGGUUUCACCACAAGAGAGCAGGAAACUAAGGUAAGUGAUGUUUGCUCCUUCCCAGGUUUUUGCCUUGUAUAGGUAAUGGUACCUUUUCAUUUUGCUGCUUGGGUUUUGUGUUCUUGAAAAUAGCGAGCAUCUUAGUGUUGAUAGGAUCUCAUUUUGGGAGGCCUCUGGAGCUGGAGAUCUAUCAAAACUCUGUUUUAUGGGUAAUUGUGAAGCACAAUUCAUGUAAUUAUGUAUUCUUGGCUCUUCAGGGAAUGGAGAUGGAAUUAGAUACUUUGUUUAA